Messenger RNA from Arabidopsis arenosa, 499 nucleotides. The record is from the annotation of a GenBank genome assembly. Lineage: Eukaryota; Viridiplantae; Streptophyta; Magnoliopsida; Brassicales; Brassicaceae.
AAAAGGUGUCUGCUUUUUACGUUUUCUUCUUCAUAGCAAUGGCGGAUUGGGCUCCAGUUCUCGUCGGAGUUGUAUUAUUCGUUCUCCUUUCCCCAGGUCUCCUUUUCUCGUUGCCCGGACAUCACCACACUCUCCAAUUCGGCGGCAUGAAAACCAACGGCAAAGCUAUCGCCGUUCACACACUCAUCUUCUUCGCUGCUUACACGAUCUUGAUCCUCGCUGUCAAUCUCCACAUCACAACCGGCUGAUUUAUAGGGCGAAAUAAAGGUAACCCUUUUGCUGAAUCUGAGUUCUCUUCUAGGAAUCUUCUGAGAUCUGGAACUCUGUUUUUAGGGAUUUGUAUACUUUACUCUGUUCUAUAGUUUGUGUUAUGCAUUGAGUUUUUACUGAAAAUGUAAUAAUCAUUAAGCUUGUAUUGUUGUGAUUAAGUUAUAAUGCAAAAAUUGAUGUUUGAUUCCAUCUCUGCUAUUGAAUUGUGGAAUACAAAUUACAGAUUUUU